Scheffersomyces stipitis CBS 6054 is the source of this 756-nucleotide messenger RNA. RefSeq lists its product as uncharacterized. The annotation marks the transcript as partial. The transcript has a single exon. The record is from RefSeq and is a predicted model, not a curated record. Lineage: Eukaryota; Fungi; Ascomycota; Pichiomycetes; Serinales; Debaryomycetaceae.
GAUCAAUCCCGAAGCUGCUACACGGGCAAAAGUCUUCCUUUCACAGGCUAUCGCAUUGAGAAUCAGAUCAACUUAAAGAGUUGGAACCAAGAAUAUCAUCUUAUUUACUGCAACGACAACAAGCUUAUCUAUGACCAAAGUCUAAACUCUUCCAUUCCGUGGGCAGUUCCGUUUUCUUUUAGUAAUACUAAGAAGAGCAGCAAUUCAAAUAUCUUGGUACUUGCAAGACGGAAAUCUUUCGCUCUCAGAGAAAUCCCCCUCUUUUUACCAAAUACUUUAGUUGGAGCACUAUUCUGUCAUGACGAAAAAGGUGCUGCAACUCAUGAUGAUAGUGGAAUACCUCGCCGUCAAUCGGGAACACCUUUGGUAGCUGAAAACUUUCUUCUUUAUUGGUCCGAAUUGAACUACAAGUUGGACUUCAUAGUUCAUAUUCCUUUACUAGGUACUCCCUCCAUAGACAGCAAAAGGUAUAACCCACAAAUUUUUAACGCACAUUUCCAGCAGGACUGGGACAAGUUUAUAUCAUCUAGUGAAAACUACACCUACAGCUUUGAUUCAAGAAGAACUGUUAGGAAAUCAGUCGACUCGAUUUUAGGAAUAGUGGAUUAUUCAAUGGGGAAAAUCAAGAGAAUCUUGGGAACAGUCCCAUCAAAAAGUACCAUACUCUGGAAAUUGAUUAUUCUCUCAAAAGUUCUUACCAUAGAGCAAUUCAAUAGCUUAUUGUUGAAGCUUGAUCGUGUCCUAUCUUACGACUGA